Messenger RNA from Staurois parvus, 336 nucleotides. NCBI's taxonomy places the organism in Eukaryota, Metazoa, Chordata, Amphibia, Anura, Ranidae. The record is from the annotation of a GenBank genome assembly.
CCACUGGACCCUCCAUUCAGUGUCCUCCACCCCCCUCUGUCAUUCCCUCCACUGGCCUCCAUUCAGUGUCCUCCCACCCCCUUUGUCAUUUCCCUCCACUUGGCCUCCAUUCAGUGUCCUCCACCCCUCUCUGUCAUUCCCUCCGCUGGCCUCCAUUCACUGUCCUCCACCCCCCUCUGUCAUUCCCUCCGCUGGCCUCCAGUCACUGGCCUCCAUUCAGUGUCCUCCACCCCUCUCUGUCAUUCCCUCCACUGGCCUCCAUUCAGUGUCCUCCCCCCCUCUCUGUCAUUCCCUCCACUGGCCUCCACUCAGUGUCCUUCCACCCCCCUCUGUCAU